AUGGAUGUUCCUAUCAAUAAUUUCAAAGGGGUAAUGUUAUGUAACAGACCAAAUGAAAAUGUUAUGGUAAUAAAAGAAAAGCCAUUCUGCUCAAGAGUCUAACCUUAUGAUUAAUGGGGAUUAACAAAAAAAUAUGAAGAACCUAAAGUGGUUGUACCUCAAACUAAUCCUGUAUUAGAGAGACAUAAGAAAUGGUUAGAGGAGUUCAAACUCUAAAAUUAGAUUAAAAAACAUGCCAAGGAAGAAUUAUAAGCAAGAGAAGAUGAGAAAUUUUUAAGAGUGAGAGAAUUGGCAAAGAAAGAUAGAGAAGUAACAAAAAAAAUGAAGGAAGAUUACAAAUAGAUGAACGAGCUUAUUAAAAAAGAAUUGCAAGAAGAAGCACCAAAAACUAAAACUGUGGCAUUAACAGCAGAGAAUCUAAAAAAGUUAGAAGAAAAAGAUUCUAAGUCUGAAAGUAAACCAGGCGACAAGAAAAAGAGAUAUAAAACCAAGCCAGUUUGGGCUAUGACUAAAGAAGAAGAAGAGCAACAUUUGAAGAACGAGGAAGAUGAACUUUUGAAUUUUGUAGAAAAUCUAGAUUAUGAUUCAUAUGUCAAUGACUUAGAAGUUAAUGUUAUGCUCAAGGCUCUCUAAUAAAGAGUUGCCGAUAUUAAAAAAUAAGAGUACUAAUAAGAAAAACCAGAAAAUCAACCUGAAUAAAAGUAAGAAUAAAGAGAACCUGAUAUUUACGAUAAAAUUAGUUAAUCCUUAGGUAAAAAUGAUGAAGCUAGAUCAGUGCAUUCUGAAAAGACUUAAAAUUCUAUUAAUCAACUAAGGAAGAAGCAAGAAUAGCUAGAAUCUGGAAAGUAAGAUUGGGAUAAGACAACUACGAAUGGAGAUUAAAAAGCAUCAUUAGAAGAUAGAAUUGCAAAGCAUGUUGCGGAUGAAAUCCUUAAUUAAUAUAAAAAUAUGUCAAAUAUACAUUCCAACUCAUCAAUCAGAAAGAUAUUAGAGAGAGAAGCCAAGAAGACUCUGCUGGAGACUGGUUUACCUGGACCUGUUAUUUCAGUCAUAAAAAAUGAAAAGAUGCCUAGAGAUCCCAAUACACUACCUUACUUACAUCGUAACCCAGCCAUUUGA
This is a messenger RNA of Paramecium tetraurelia, 1119 nucleotides long. RefSeq lists its product as uncharacterized. The transcript has 7 exons. The record is from RefSeq and is a predicted model, not a curated record. Lineage: Eukaryota; Ciliophora; Oligohymenophorea; Peniculida; Parameciidae.